UUUGACGUUAAAUCAACAAGUGCGAACUCGGGUACGGGCGAUACGACAACGAAAAACGGUACAUUGUCGUUGCCAAAUAAAGUUUGUACAAGUGCAGGUAAUCUUGAGUUUGCUGCCGGAGAUCAGUCUGAUUCUGGAGGCACUGCCGAAAAUAAUAGUAACAAUAAUUUAGUAGUUCGCAUCGUUACAAUGGAGUCGGAAUCGCUAGUUUUGACAUCUAAACAUGACUACGGGGCAAUCACUGAUGGUAUCUCGACACCGCCCACGUCUGAUGCACACGAAAGCUCUGCCGCAGAUGUCGGCACAACGAAACGGAGACCCGGCAAAAAGCAGUCGAUGGUCUAUUGUGUUCACGGGAAUUUGAAUGGAGAGGAAUGCUGCGAUAAUGGAACCACGACUGUCAAUAUCAAGCAUUUGGAUAAUCAUUGUCACAACGGCGACAGGGCAAGCGGCAUCGACAAGCGGGCACGGAAAAAACUCAUCAUCGCGAGUAUUUUGUGCGUGAUAUUUAUGAUUGUGGAGAUAAUUGGAGGUGUUUUGUCAAAUAGCUUGGCUAUCGCUACGGAUGCCGCACAUUUAUUAGCUGAUCUGGCGGCUUUCAUGAUAUCGCUCUUUGCCAUAUGGGUAGCUGCCAAGCCAUCAACUAAGAGAUUAUCGUUCGGUUGGCACCGUGCUGAGGUAAUUGGUGCUUUAGUGUCGGUCCUAACGAUUUGGGUUGUCACUGCGAUACUUGUCUAUUUGGCGGUUUUGCGUGUGGUUAACCAAGACUUUGAAUUGGAAGGUGCACCAAUGUUAAUUACAUCGGCAUUUGGUAUUCUCGUUAAUAUUAUCAUGGGAAUGACUUUGCAUGGAGGCCACGGACAUAGUCACGGAGGUAUGUCACAUGGGCAUGCUCAUGACGAACCAAAUACGAGUCAAAUUUCCUCAACAAGUGACGCCAAAAAGGCUCCGGCGCAGAAUUUGAAUGUACGGGCAGCUUUUAUUCAUGUUAUAAGUGAUUUCAUGCAGAGCCUGGGAGUUUUUAUUGCAUCGCUGGUUCUUUAUUUUAAGCCGGAAUGGAGUUUAAUUGACCCGAUUUGUACUUUUGUCUUUUCAAUUCUCGUGCUCGGAACGACAAUUGCCAUUAUGAAGGAUGCGCUUCUGGUACUAAUGGAAGGUGUACCGAAAUUCCUCGAUUACACAGACGUCAUGCAAACGUUCUUGCAAAUACCAGGUGUUGUACGUGUACAUAAUUUACGAAUAUGGGCAUUAAGUAUUAAUAAAAUUGCACUAGCUGCACAUUUGGCUGUAGAGCCAAACGCAAACACGGAACAAAUUCUCAAGGAAGCAACGAGACAGGUUCAUAAAAAAUUCAACUUUUACGAGUCAACUCUUCAAAUCGAAGAAUUUUCGCAAGAAAUGGAGGAUUGUAAUCAGUGUUUAAAUCCUAAUGAGUGAAAAAAAAAUUUUUUUUAAAGUAACUUUUUUAGAUUUUUUUUUUAAAUUUCAUUUUAAAAUGUAAAAUUAUUUUUUUACAUCUUCUUUGUUUACUGAAUGUACGAAAAAUUGUGUACGUUAAUUACGUAGGUUAAUUAAAUUAAAAUAAAAUGCACUUUGUAAUUGAA
Messenger RNA from Culicoides brevitarsis, 1604 nucleotides. Its product is annotated as proton-coupled zinc antiporter SLC30A2-like. The transcript is spliced from 7 exons. The record is from RefSeq and is a predicted model, not a curated record. Gene Ontology annotation, cellular component: plasma membrane. NCBI's taxonomy places the organism in Eukaryota, Metazoa, Arthropoda, Insecta, Diptera, Ceratopogonidae. Gene Ontology annotation, biological process: zinc ion transmembrane transport; response to zinc ion. Gene Ontology annotation, molecular function: zinc ion transmembrane transporter activity. Bases 190 to 1437 code for a protein of 415 amino acids.